This is a messenger RNA of Trichomycterus rosablanca, 4579 nucleotides long. It is a transcript of the gene l3mbtl1, whose product is annotated as L3MBTL histone methyl-lysine binding protein 1. The record is from RefSeq and is a predicted model, not a curated record. The coding region runs from base 25 to 2475 and encodes 816 amino acids. NCBI's taxonomy places the organism in Eukaryota, Metazoa, Chordata, Actinopteri, Siluriformes, Trichomycteridae. Gene Ontology annotation, biological process: negative regulation of DNA-templated transcription. Gene Ontology annotation, molecular function: histone binding; zinc ion binding; chromatin binding. The transcript has 22 exons. Gene Ontology annotation, cellular component: nucleus.
CAGGACGGAGCGCUGGGUCUUGUCAUGACUUCCAAAGCGGAUGUGGACGUCCUGCCAAAAGAUGCAGAUGCUCCGUCUGAAAGCAACGGCGCAUUCACCACCAAGGACGGUUUGUCCCAGCGGCCGAGACACCAAAAUGCCACCGCUAUCCUUCUACCAGCCUCCGCUCAUACGCUGCCGAAGGUGGACGUGUCCCAAACCGCCGCCAAGGAAGUGACCCAGAUGGGCGGCACCUGCAGUAUCGUCCACGUUCUGGAGUGGAAAGAAGGCAUGGCGAUCCUACCCGGGAGCAACCUGAAGCUUUGCGUGAGCGACAGCGGGACUCUGGAGGUGAUCAGUCAGGGAAAGGUCAGCCCGGCUAACACGCUGACCGACGGGGCUGCAGCGAAAACUGUCGUCAGAGAGCAAAAACAGAUGUCCAAACCCGGACCAGAUCCACCAGCUCAACCACUGCCAGAUGUCCGCGCCGUAUCUGCGGAGAACGUUCGGCUCAUCAAGGUUCACCCGGAGCUGCAGGAGACCUCAGUCCUGCACAAGAGCAGUGAUCAGACAUCCAGACGUUCCUACAGUGAGGAGCUACGCCGAGAUCCAGGACCCUACAAUUUCCCAGGUACAGAUCGGCCUCUGGACCCGGCGGAGCUCUCUCCUGAUAGAGAAACGCUGAAGCCGAUGAAGAAGAGGAGGAGGAAGGAUUAUUUAAGCCCCUCUGAGGAAGAUUCGGAGCCUGAGGCUGCGGAGGAGAAACCCCUGAACACCGAGGAGGAGCUGAGGAACACAGGUACGACCGAGGUUAAAACCGAGUCGUGGUCAUGGUCGCAGUACCUGGAGGAGCAGAAGGCCAUCUCGGCUCCAGCUAAACUCUUUCAGCAGUCACAGAGAGUUCCUGAACACCCGAACCACUUCAGCCAGGGCAUGAAGCUAGAGGGCAUCGACCCACAGCACCCCUCCAUGUACUUCGUCCUGACCGUGGCUGAGGUCUGUGGGUUCAGGCUGCGUCUCCAUUUCGACAGCUACUCGGAGUGUCACGAUUUCUGGGUCAACGCCAGCAGCCCCGAUAUUCAUCCGGCCGGGUGGUGCGAGCGCACUGGGCACAAACUACACACUCCGAAAGGGUGUAAGGAGGAGGAGUUCUCCUGGUCCGGCUACUUAAAGCUCACCAAAGCACAAGCAGCACCAAGUGACCUGUUCUCCAACCCAGACCCAUCGGACGAGGAGCACGGCUUCGAGGUGGGCCUGAAGCUGGAGGCGGUGGACCGCAUGAACCCGUCUCUCAUCUGCGUGGCCACGGUGACGGACGUGGUGGGCAGGCGCUUCCUGGUGCACUUCGACAACUGGGACGACACGUACGAUUACUGGUGUGAUGCUAGAAGUCCGUACAUUCACCCCAUUGGUUGGUGCAAAGAGAAAAGCCUCCCACUCACCCCUCCACAAGACUAUCCCGAUCUGGGCCGGUUUUCCUGGGAGCGCUACCUGGAUGAGACCGGAUCGACGGCGGUGCCUGCAGAGGCCUUCAAAACGCGUCCUCCUCACGGCUUCCAGGAGAACAUGAAGCUGGAGGCGGUGGAUAAGAGGAGUCCGGCGCUCGUCCGUGUGGCCACUGUGCAGGAAGUGGACGUUCACAGGAUCAAGAUCCAUUUCAACGGCUGGAGUCACAUGUACGACGAGUGGGUGGACGCGGAUCAUCCUGACAUUUACCCGGCCGGGUGGUGCGAGGGCACGGGUCACCCUUUAACCCCCCCACCCUCCUCCUCCCUCAGCGACGUUCUACAGUUCGGUCCUGGGGAGAACAUGAUCGCAGCUCAGCCAAGUUUCACCCCGGCACCUUGUAAAAGCAGCCCGAACCCCCGCAGCACCUCCAAGUACAGCUUCCACAACAGGAAGUGUCCCACUCCUGGAUGUGAUGGCUCGGGUCAUGUGACCGGACGCUUCACAGCCCAUCACUGUAUAUCUGGCUGCCCGCUGGCCGAGAGGAAUCAGGGUCGGGUCAAGGUGGACCUGUCGGACACUGAGGGACCCAAACGGAACCACUUCGUGUUCGGACCGAGGGCUAAAAAAUCACGUUACCACGGCAGGAUCGGUCGUCCUCCAAAAUACAGAAAAACCCAACAGAGAACAUACCAAAGCCUGUCUACAGACAGCGUGUAUCCGUCACUGUUCAUGUCGGCGCUGACGGCCAGUUCAGAUCGAACCCUGUCGCUCUGCUGGGAGCAGCACUGCAAACUCCUGCCCGGCAUCGCCGGGAUCCACGCCGGUCAAGUAGCUACGUGGAGCAUCGACGAGGUCUUUGGUUUCGUGCAGAAUCUCACAGGCUGUGAAGAGCAAGCGCAGCUUUUUAAAGACGAAAUGAUCGACGGAGAAGCUUUCCUCCUCCUCACUCAGAGCGACAUGGUGAAGAUCAUGAGUAUAAAGCUGGGACCGGCGCUCAAGAUCUACAACUCCAUCCUCAUGUUCAAGAGCACCGACGAGGGACUGUGAGGACCCGUGUGAGACGUACCCAUCUCCCCAUCCUGUGUUCGGUGUUGACUGCUGUCCUCACCACAGAGAGAGAGAAAUCGUUCACUACUGUUCACUACUGCUGACAUCUGGGGAUCCAGGGUUCGAAUCUCAGCGGUGCUAUCAGCCAAUCAGUUGCCUCGCCCUCAGACAGACGCCCGACCGGCUGAUAGCACCGCUGAUUAUUCGAACCCUGGAUCCCAGCAACAGUGUCGAACAAAACGAAACCUUCAUGGUCAGUAGCUCAGUGGUUAAAACACUGGACUGGUGAUCAGAAGGUUGUUGGUUCCAGCCCUCCCACCACCACCAAAUUCACUCUUGGGCCCCUGAGCAAGGUCCCGAAAUUGAACUAGCUCUUAUUUAUGUGUCCAGUCUUUUAACUGGUCGUGUACAUCCAACUUACGUUCCCAGUUUCACUUCACCAGCUGUACUGGUGGUGCAGGACCAGUGUUCAUCCAACACGACCAGCAGAGCCACCCAGAACAGAAAAGGAACACGGAGGAACACCGAGGAACACCGAGGAACUCAGAGGAACACGAAGGAACUCAGAGGAUCACAGAGGAACUCAGAGGAACACAGAGGAACACAGAGGAACACAGAGGAACAAGAAGGAACACAGAGGAACACAGAGGAACACAGAGGAACAAGAAGGAACACAGAGGAACAAGAAGGAACACAGAGGAGCACAGAGGAACACAGAGGAACAAGAAGGAACACAGAGGAACACAGAGGAGCACAGAGGAACAAGAAGGAACACAGAGGAACAGGGGGAACACAAAGGAACUCAGAGGAACAAGAAGGAACACAGAGGAACAGGGGGAACAAGAAGGAACACAGAGGAACAAGAAGGAACACAGAGGAACAGGGGGAACAAGAAGGAACACAGAGGAACAGGGGGAACAAGAACGAACACAGAGAAACACAGAGGAACAUGAAGGAACACAGAGGAACAAGAGGAACUCAGAGGAACAAGAAGGAAAACAGAGGACCAUAAAGGAACACAAAGGAACUCAGAGGAACUCAGAGGAACAUGAAGGAACUCAGAGGAACUCAGAGGAACAUGAAGGAACUCAGAGGAACAUGAAGGAACACAGAGGAACACGGAAGAACAUGAAGGAAGGAACACGGAGGAACAUGAAGGAACACGGAGGAACACCGAGGAACUCAGAGGAACAUAAAGGAACACAAGGAACACAGAGUCAGCCGUGUGACGGAGAGUCUGUAACCCUGUAGUUAGUAUGUAGUGUUGUAGUUUUAGCACUUUUGUAUCUGUGAAGAUGUUUUACAUGACAGUGAGACGAGCGCUCAUUAAAAUGAGUGACUCCGGUGCUACCACGUCUUGAUACGGACGCCCGACCACGGGCACGCCACUGGGACGCCCCGUUUCUGAGAAGCUUCUCACCUAAGAGGACUUUGAAGUGUGUCUGCGUGUGGGAAUUUGUGCCCUUUCGGUCAAAAGAUGACAGCGUUUCUGUGGCUGGGCGCUGAUGCUGGUUUAGUUGUUCUGGUUCAUUCUGCGCAGGAAUAUUAUAUAGAAUAUAAUAAACCUUCCCAGAAGAGCGGGGACUGUUAUAGAUUCAAGAAGGAGUGGGGGAAGGACCUUCAUACUGGUGCUCGUGGUUUUUAAAUGGUACACCCAACAAGCUCACAGUACCUUGACCUCUGAGCUACCAGUGACCAAAAGUAUUUGGACGCCUGACCACGGGUUGCUAGAUAUGCUAUUAAAACAAAGCUUUAGGGAAGGUCCUUUCAUAUAAUGACUCACAUAAAUUCAGUAAUCAGACGGGGCGUCCGGAUACUUUUGUCCAUGCAGCGUGUUAAUUAUGCACUUUAUAUGAUCUGCCACUGAGUGGUGCAAACGCACAUCCUGAGCCAAGCGAGUCCGCCGCCUUCAGACGCUUCCCAGAAUCCCUUUCCUUUUCUGUCUGAUACUGAAUGUCGCCCGGACUGUUUAUCUGUCGUGAUGUGAAAGCGCGUCUGACGCGUCAUGUCGAUCUGUGAGCGUUUCUCUGUCCGGCGGGAAAACGAAAACGUCCUGAUGAUCAUGUACAAAAUAAAUAAAUAAAUAAAAUAAUAAAACUUGAAA